This is a messenger RNA of Carassius gibelio (silver crucian carp), 3513 nucleotides long. Its product is annotated as potassium voltage-gated channel subfamily H member 1-like. The transcript is spliced from 12 exons. The record is from RefSeq and is a predicted model, not a curated record. Gene Ontology annotation, cellular component: membrane. NCBI's taxonomy places the organism in Eukaryota, Metazoa, Chordata, Actinopteri, Cypriniformes, Cyprinidae. The coding region runs from base 87 to 2957 and encodes 956 amino acids. Gene Ontology annotation, biological process: potassium ion transmembrane transport; regulation of membrane potential. Gene Ontology annotation, molecular function: delayed rectifier potassium channel activity.
GCAUGUGGACGACAGACACACCGGAGACGUGUGCGGGGACUUGAUGCUGACGGCCGGCCUCUCAUAGGAGCGCAGGACCCGCCGUGAUGGCCGGGGGACGCAGAGGACUAGUGGCCCCACAAAACACUUUUCUGGAAAAUAUUGUCCGAAGGUCUAACGACACAAACUUUGUGUUGGGAAAUGCCCAGAUCGUAGACUGGCCCAUCGUUUACAGUAAUGAUGGCUUUUGUAAGCUGUCCGGCUACCACCGUGCUGAGGUCAUGCAGAAAAGCAGCACUUGCAGCUUCAUGUAUGGAGAGCUCUCAGAUAAGGACACAUGUGAGAAAGUUCGGCUGACUUUUGAGAACUAUGAAAUGAACUCAUUUGAGAUCUUGAUGUACAAGAAAAACAGAACGCCGGUUUGGUUUUUUGUGAAAAUAGCGCCUAUACGAAAUGAACAGGAGAAGGUUGUGCUCUUCCUGUGUACAUUUAGUGACAUCACAGCAUUCAAACAACCAAUUGAAGAUGACUCCUCCAAAGGAUGGGGGAAGUUUGCUCGUCUGACUAGGGCUCUGACUAGCAGUAGAGGGGUCUUGCAACAACUGCAACCCACUGUACAUAAAGGAGAGAAUGUACAUAAACACUCGCGCCUUGCUGAGGUUCUCCAGCUGGGCUCAGAAAUCCUGCCCCAGUACAAACAAGAGACGCCCAAGACCCCUCCUCACAUCAUCCUGCACUACUGUGCCUUUAAGACCACCUGGGACUGGGUCAUCCUCAUUCUCACUUUCUACACCGCCAUCAUGGUCCCCUACAAUGUCUCUUUCAAAACCAAGCAGAACAACAUCACCUGGCUGGUUGUGGACAGCAUUGUGGAUGUGAUCUUUUUGGUAGACAUUGUACUGAAUUUCCACACCACAUUCGUGGGCCCAGCCGGGGAAGUGAUAUCAGACCCGAAACUGAUUCGCAUGAAUUACUUGAAAACCUGGUUUGUGAUUGACCUGUUGUCCUGUCUGCCUUAUGAUGUCAUCAACGCCUUUGAGAACGUGGAUGAGGGUAUCAGUAGCUUGUUUAGUUCGCUGAAGGUGGUUCGGUUGUUGCGUCUGGGCCGGGUGGCUCGCAAACUAGAUCACUACAUUGAAUACGGUGCGGCUGUUUUGGUUCUGCUAGUUUGUGUGUUUGGGCUGGCGGCCCAUUGGCUGGCCUGCAUCUGGUACAGUAUUGGAGACUAUGAGGUGAUUGAUGAGGAUCAUAACACAAUACGUACGGACAGCUGGCUUUAUAUGCUGGGUGAGACCAUCGGGUCACCCUAUCGCUUCAACGCCAGCGGGACAGGAAGAUGGGAAGGUGGACCAACAAAAGAUUCUGUCUACAUUACGUCUCUGUACUUCACCAUGACCAGCCUGACCAGUAUUGGCUUUGGAAACAUCGCUCCCACCACAGAUGGGGAGAAGAUCUUCGCCGUGGCCAUGAUGAUGAUUGGAUCUCUCCUCUAUGCUACCAUCUUCGGUAAUGUGACAACUAUCUUCCAGCAGAUGUAUGCUAACACAAACCGCUAUCACGAGAUGCUGAACAGUGUGCGGGACUUCCUGAAGCUGUACCAGGUGCCCAAAGGCCUGAGCGAGAGGGUUAUGGAUUACAUCGCCUCCACGUGGUCCAUGUCCCACGGUAUUGACACCGAAAAGGUUUUACAGAUCUGUCCUAAAGACAUGCGUGCUGAUAUAUGCGUGCACCUGAACAGGAAGGUUUUUAAGGAACAUCCUGCUUUCCGUUUAGCCAGUGACGGCUGUUUGCGAGCUUUAGCCAUGGAGUUCCAGACCAUCCACUGCGCUCCAGGAGAUCUUAUCUACCAUGCGGGCGAAAGCGUGGACAGCCUCUGUUUUGUGGUGUCAGGGUCACUGGAGGUCAUCCAAGACGACGAGGUGGUUGCCAUUCUAGGUAAAGGUGAUGUGUUUGGGGAUGUGUUCUGGAAGGAGGUGACUCUAGCUCAGGCGUGUGCUAAUGUGAGAGCGCUAACAUACUGUGACCUGCAUGUGAUCAAACGGGACGCGCUUCAGAAAGUCUUAGAAUUCUACACCGCCUUCUCCAACCACUUUUCACGAAACCUCCUGCUUACGUACAACCUGCGCAAACGGCUUGUGUUCAGAAAGAUCAGUGAUGUGAAGCGUGAGGAAGAGGAAAGGCUGAGGAGGAAGAAUGAGGCCCCGCUGAACCUCCCCCCUGAUCAUCCCGUCCGCCGUCUGUUCCAGCGAUUCCGCCAGCAGAAGGAAGCACGUCUCGCCGCUGGGCGUCCCAAUACCAAUGACUCUGAUCUCGAGAAGGGCCAAAUCCACCACGAAGUCAUCAGCCAAGAUGUAGUUGCCACCACAAGCAUCAUCACGGUAACCGAGAUCCCUGCCACACCUAUCCCGUCCCACCAGAGCAAAAACCGUACCCUGGGUCCAUUUGACCAGGCCAAGCUUAGCGCCCCUGCCCCAAAUGUCCCUCAGACAGCAGAGCCACGUGCACGAGGAUGGGCGAGGUUUAGGGAGAGCAUGGCAAAGCCAGAAAGCUGGGGAAACGUUCCUAAAGCAGAAUCAAUGGAGACUUUGCCAGAGCGAAGCGAUUCUAGAAAGAUUUCGGAGCCCAGUGGACUGAAGAAGACCGAUUCCUGUGACAGUGGCAUCACCAAAAGCGACCUCCGGCUGGACGAAGGUGGUGCCCUCACCCCUGUAGACCGAAGCCCGGUCCAGCCUGACGGAAAAUCUCCCCCGAUCCCACCAAUUCCCGAACACACGCUGCACGCCUCGCUCCUGGAACUCCGGACUGAACUUAAAGAGGAGCUGUCUGCACUCGGUAACCGAAUGGUUGCCUUGGAGACACAGGUUGCUGAGGUGUUGAGGUUGCUAAGGAGAAGAAAGACUCCGACCUCUCCCAUGUCACUCUUCCAGAUCUCACGGCCUACAUCACCAGACACAGACAAGGAGGACAUGUUCCCUUAAAGAAAAUGAGUGUCCCUCCUCCAUAUCAGCUCCACCUUGAUUUCCAUGAGGUCCAGGGGGGAACACAGAGAUUGACUCUCAUGCAUUGGCCCUUCUAUUCAGAACACCACCAACAAACCUGAUUAUCUUUGUCUACAUCAUAGAAUAUAUGAACUUGUAUGUAUAUUUUCUGAGACACACAUCUCUAGUGAGAGAUUGACAAACUCAGAUGAGCAUGUUGCGAGUUGUUGUUAUGAACAUACUGUGAGUGGUUAUGGAACAUGUUAGCAUGCUGUGUAUUAUUCUCAGGUUCGAGAGUUCAUUAUCGGGUCCACAGGAGAAGUGUCACCUGCUCCUCCACUACCUGAGAGCAGAGCGAGAGAAAAACUGGACUCAGAAGAAUGACUUAACCAAAACGCAACCAAGGUCAUAUCAGACAUAUCAUACAUUUAAUAUAAACCCCUUUGUGUGAGGAAAAUAGACUUUGUUGGAGAAAGAAAGAAAAGAAGCUCCAAACUCUGUUCGAAGUACAUGAAGAUUUAUUUCGGUUAUAAAAAAAAUUACUUUUUGUACAGUA